Molecule: messenger RNA, 2051 nt
Organism: Mugil cephalus (flathead mullet)
Lineage: Eukaryota; Metazoa; Chordata; Actinopteri; Mugiliformes; Mugilidae
Product: sialoadhesin-like
Exons: 8
Coding region: 357-1562 (401 amino acids)
Source: RefSeq, a predicted model, not a curated record
GUGUCUCGCGGCGGCCGUAGUGUCUUUGUGUCAUACUAUAUAUGUACCACAUCAGUCAUCAAACAAAUACAGUAUUCCCCAGCCUCCAACACACAUAUUUAUGUACAAUGAGUUCCCUUUACUGACGCAAAAGUCCUGUCACCAGCCCAGUUCCCCAUUCAGCUAAAUAAAGGGGAAGCUUAACUUAAGACGUGUUUCCCUUGAAAGAGACGCAGAUGCAUCACUGAGGGCAGAGUGCCAAGACGAGGAGCAGCCAACACUGAAGAGAGGAACAUAGGUGAAGCCAAAGAAGAGGAGGAACAGGUGAAAGAAGGUCAGAGGAGCUCAACAAAAAACAAGGCAACCAGAACAGGAAGAUGGCACAGGGCUGCUGGCUACUGCUCACCCUCUCUCUGAAAGGUAUUCUUGCAGGCAAUUGGUCAGUUCAUCUCCCCUCAGGUCCCAUCUGUGCUGUGAUUGGUUCUUCAGUCAUUUUCCCUUGUGCCUAUGACUACCCCCAGAGCUCUAAUGAAACCAGGGGAGAGGGGCGGCUCUCCACUCAGGAAGGUGAAGCAGGACAAGGCUACAAAGUUUUGUCUGAGAUUUGGUGUCUUGAAGACAGUCGUUGUAUCACACCAAGAUACGUGUUCCACAGUGCUCGUAUCUUCCCCGAUCCAUCUUACCACAACAGGGUGCAGUACCUGGGGGAGCCAGGGACCAAGAACUGCUCUCUGAGGAUUUCGGAUCUGAAGAAGUCGGACAGUGGAACAUAUGUCUUCUACCUCAUCACCAGCCAUCCUACAGAGAAGAUGCCAAAGCAGAGCGGCAUACAGCUCCUGGUUACAGAAUCCCCCAGUGCAGUCUCAGUGUUAUCAAGCCCAUCCAGUGGCAUCACUGAGGGUGCAGCGCUGCGUCUGGGCUGCUGCAGCCCUGACGUCAGUCCACCGGCCAGUUUCACAUGGUACAAGAGCACAAGCACCAGCCUAAAACACAGUGGACAGACGUGGAGUAUCAGUGAAGUUACCGCUGAUAAUUCUGGCAGCUAUUACUGUCAGAUGCGGACCGGAGAUAAAGUGCAGAACUCAACUAUGCUUGCCAUUGAGGUACAAUACUCUCCUCGCAACACAACUGUCUGGGUCUCGUCUGAUGAAGAGCUGCAGGACGAGGUCCCUGUGACUCUGACCUGCAGAAGUGACGCUAACCCACCCGUGCGCACCUACGUCUGGUACCAGGGUGCAGCUUGUCUCCCCACAGCAGAUAAAAGUUUUCAUCAAGGAAAACGAACAGCGGCCAUCCCAGCAGGAAGAGACACGACACUCAGCAGUGCCAGCUUCACCGCUAAGGAAUAUGGGCAGCACUGCUGUGUAGCACGCAACAGACACGGAUCACAGACUUACAGUGUAACACUCAAAGAAAACAAAGUAACCGCAUCCGAGUCCACAGGAAGCAGAUGGAUCAUUGUCGUAGUGGCUAUUGGAGUUCCACUGGUCAUUAUAGUCAUGGCUGCCAUCUUUAUGACAAGAAAGAAGUCAUCCAGACAUCAGUCAUACGUCCUCACUGAGACAACCGCUACAGAACCGUAAAGACUCAGCAAACCAGACCAGGACUCAUUCUGGACAAAGUCAUAUCCACACCACCACCACCAACAGAUCCUUUCAUGUUACAUACACUUAUGCAUAACUCUUGUGUGGUUACAUCACAACCUCUUGUUUGUUUCCUGGUAAGCCACUGACCACCUCACAAGCCUCAUGUCCCAAUUGAGCCCCUGGUGGAAACAAAGACUGUCGAUGGUUGCUCCAGCUCACCAGUUGUGAGAACUUGAAGAUCACGUGACUUACUGUACUUUCAAGCAAGUGUGAUGCAACAAUGAACUCAUUAAUUCACACAUUCUGAUAGACAGACCUAUAUUUGUUUUCGAGAAGUGAAACGAAUAUAAAUCUGUCAGAAUGUCUUUCUGCUCUAAUAACUUGUUCCAUUUAUUUUAGUGCUUUUGCUCUGUUGAAGGAAUAAAUAAGUAUUUAUUGUAAAAAUAAACAAAUAAGAAAUAAAAUACUUUGUUUUUUUUUGCCAAA